AACGGCCUCGGAACCGUCGGCGGCAUCGAGUCAUCCUCCGCCGACAAAGCUUUCAACAUUUUGGCAUCGCUCGGCAACUUAGCGUUUGCAUUUGGGUUCGUCGAGAUCAUUAUGGAAAUUCAAGACACCCUUCGCCAGCCGCCGCCCGCAACACCGACAAUGCGGAAAGCAAUAAACAUUGGCGUGAGUAUGGCGGGCACUUUUUACCUCCUGUCCAGCGUGGUGUGCUACCUAUCAUUCGGCAAUGAUGUUCCCGGCAAUGUGCUGGAGGGCUUC
Molecule: messenger RNA, 276 nt
Organism: Chlorella variabilis
Lineage: Eukaryota; Viridiplantae; Chlorophyta; Trebouxiophyceae; Chlorellales; Chlorellaceae
Exons: 3
Cellular component (GO): plasma membrane
Source: RefSeq, a predicted model, not a curated record